ACAAAGACACUAAUAGUUUCCUUUUUGCAGUGCAUGGUUUCUUUCUUUCUUUUUUCUUUUUUUUUUUAAAAAAAAAAAUCUUUGUCUUUCGUCGGUCUCAGGGAUCUCCAAAUCCAGACAAAGAAGGGUCUCUCACAUGUUCUUUGUUAAAAGUCCAUAACCUUUGAGUUACAUCAGAGUCACUACUCACUUCAUUUUCUUGAAAAUCACAGUACUGGUAGUUGCAACCCUGUAGCUUUGUCCUUCUACUCUCUUCUCCACUCUACAGUAAAAAAAAUUAUCGUUUUCUCUUUUUUUUAUCAGUAUUUUCCUUUGGAUACAAAAGAUCGUGCGAGAUAAAUUUGGAAGGUAGAAAAGCAUUGGUUUCUCUUCAAGUUGUGGUGUUAAAGUUCUGAGAAGAGCAUUUUUCAAGGUGGUAUAGUUUUUUGCAACAUUUUUCUCAGUUUUUGAUAUCACUCAGUCACUCACUGAUGGGUUUGGAAGUGUUUGGUUCUGUUCUAGUUCUGACACUCUUCUUGAAGCACUUGGCAUCUCAGCAACCAAACACUGAUGAUUUCUUUGUGUCAGAGUUCUUGAAGAAGAUGGAUUUAGCAUCCUCCCAGGUCUACAACUUUUCUUCAGCUUCUGUUUGUUCAUGGCAUGGGGUUUCAUGUGAUGCCAAGAGAGAACAUGUUGUUGGGUUAGUCUUUUCUGGCAUGGGAAUUUCUGGUCCUGUUCCAGAUACUACCAUAGGAAAGCUCAGCAAGCUUCAAGCUUUGGACCUUAGCCACAACAAAAUCACGGACUUGCCUUCUGAUUUCUGGAGUUUUGGCUUGCUCAAGAGCCUUAACCUCUCCUCCAAUCAGAUUUCUGGUUCAUUGACUAACAACAUUGGAAACUUUGGUUUGCUACAAGUGUUUGACUUGUCCAGCAACAAUUUCUCUGGGCAAAUUCCUGAAGCUAUUAGUUCACUGAUGAGUCUGAAAGUCCUCAAACUUGACCACAACAGGUUCCAGCAAAGAAUACCUUCUGGGAUUCUCAAGUGUCACUCUCUAGUUUCCAUUGACCUUUCUUCAAAUCAACUAAGUGGGGCAGUUCCAGAUGGUUUUGGUGAUGCUUUUCCUAAUCUCAUUUCCUUGAACCUUGCUGGGAAUAGUAUUAAUGGCAGUGAUUUAGAUGUUUCUGGGUUGAAGUCCAUUGUGAGUCUCAACAUAUCAGGCAAUUCCUUUAAUGGUUCUGUGAUGAGUAUGUUUCAUGGAAGGCUUGAGGUCAUGGACCUUAGCAGAAACCAAUUUGAAGGUCACAUUUCUCAGGUACACUCCAUCUCUAACUACAAUUGGUCUCAUUUAGUUUAUUUGGAUUUGUCAGAGAAUCAGCUGGUUGGGGAGAUUUUCCAAAAUUUGAAUGAAUCCAAGAAUCUAAAGCACCUUAAUCUUGCUCACAAUAGAUUUAGCAGACAGAAAUUCCCCAAGAUUGAAAUGCUCUCGAGAUUGGAAUAUCUGAACUUGUCCAAAACUAGUCUGAUUGGUUACAUUCCUGCUGAAAUCUCAAAACUUAGUAAUUUGAGUGCACUUGAUGUUUCUAUGAAUCAUCUUAUAGGGAAAAUCCCUUUACUAAGCAAUAAAAACCUCCAAGUUCUUGACCUUUCAAACAACAAUUUGAGUGGAGAUGUCCCUUCAUCAGUCAUAGAAAAACUUCCUUUAAUGGAGAAAUACAACUUCUCUUAUAAUAACUUAACCUUCUGUGCUUUGGAAAUCAAACCAGCUAUCCUCCUAACAGCAUUCCAUGGAUCAGUGAACAGUUGCCCAAUUGCUGCAAACCCAAGUCUUCUCAAAAAAAGAGCCACUCAAGAUAAGGGAAUGAAGCUAGCUCUGGCGUUGACCCUCUCAAUGAUAUGCUUGGUUGCUGGGCUUUUGCUUCUAGCAUUUGGUUGCCUUAAGAAGACAAAACCAUGGCCUGUUAAGCAAACUUCAUACAAAGAAGAACACAACAUGUCAGGUCCAUUUUCAUUCCACACUGAUUCAACCACUUGGGUGGCUGACGUUAAGCAAGCGACAUCUGUCCCAGUAGUAAUCUUCGACAAGCCACUGUUAAAUAUUACAUUCGCAGAUCUAUUGGCUGCAACUUCAAAUUUUGAUAGGGGUACCCUUUUGGCUGAAGGAAAAUUUGGGCCUGUUUAUAGAGGUUUUCUACCUGGUGGUAUUCAAGUAGCAGUUAAAGUUCUGGUAGUUGGAUCUACUCUGACAGAUAAAGAAGCUGCAAGAGAGCUUGAGUAUCUUGGUAGAAUCAAGCACCCCAAUCUUGUUCCUCUAACUGGAUACUGUGUAGCUGGGGAUCAGAGGAUUGCCAUAUAUGACUACAUGGAGAAUGGAAACUUGCAAAAUUUGCUUUAUGACUUGCCACUUGGAGUACUACAAAGGCCAGAUGAUUGGAGCACAGAUACAUGGGAAGAAGAAGAUGACAGUAACGGGAUUCGGAAUGCAGGAUCGGAAAGAGUGCUCACAACUUGGAGAUUUCGCCAUAAAAUCGCACUCGGGACUGCCCGAGCAUUGGCAUUUCUGCAUCAUGGAUGCUCCCCACCGAUCAUUCACAGAGAUGUUAAGGCCAGCAGUGUUUAUUUGGAUUAUAACUUGGAGCCAAGAUUGUCAGAUUUUGGACUGGCUAAGAUUUUCGGGAGUGGCUUGGAUGAGGAGAUUGCACUUUGUUCACCUGGUUAUGCUCCACCAGAGUUUUCUCAACCAGAAUUCGAUGCCUCAGUUCCAAAAUCCGAUGUGUACUGUUUUGGGGUUGUUCUCUUUGAGCUACUAACCGGGAAGAAGCCGGUUGGAGAUGAUUAUCCUGAUGAGAAAGAAGCCUCUUUGGUUAGUUGGGUCAGAGGACUAGUGAGAAAGAACAAAGCUUCAAGGGCUAUCGAUCCAAAAAUUCGCGAUACUGGAGCAGAAGUGCAGAUGGAGGAGGCCCUUAAAAUUGGUUAUCUUUGCACUGCUGACCUUCCUUCCAAGCGACCGAGCAUGCAGCAAAUAGUUGGACUUCUUAAAGAUAUUAAACCUUCUGCUAAUUAGCAUGAUGAUAACGAAAUGUUGUUGUUUCUUUUAUAUUUAUCACCUUUUUUUCUUGCCACUGGAUGAGGCUCCCAUGCAACCAUGAAGCAAAUGUAAAGCAGUUGAAUUACUAAAAGUCUGUUUUAUCAUGAUGUCUUAUCAUUCUACUCUCAAUCUCUAGUAGGUGAUUUUUUUUUGUUGAAUAUAUAUUCACCAGAAUUUGAUCUUUUGAACUAA
This is a messenger RNA of Glycine soja, 3257 nucleotides long. Its product is annotated as probable LRR receptor-like serine/threonine-protein kinase At2g24230. Gene Ontology annotation, biological process: protein phosphorylation. Gene Ontology annotation, molecular function: protein binding; protein kinase activity; ATP binding. The transcript has a single exon. Bases 471 to 3041 code for a protein of 856 amino acids. The record is from RefSeq and is a predicted model, not a curated record. Lineage: Eukaryota; Viridiplantae; Streptophyta; Magnoliopsida; Fabales; Fabaceae.